This is a messenger RNA of Galendromus occidentalis (western predatory mite), 1935 nucleotides long. RefSeq names its product sorting nexin 6 (gene Snx6). The transcript has a single exon. Gene Ontology annotation, molecular function: phosphatidylinositol binding. Gene Ontology annotation, biological process: phagosome-lysosome fusion involved in apoptotic cell clearance. NCBI's taxonomy places the organism in Eukaryota, Metazoa, Arthropoda, Arachnida, Mesostigmata, Phytoseiidae. Bases 344 to 1549 code for a protein of 401 amino acids. The record is from RefSeq and is a predicted model, not a curated record.
GGUCAGGUGGUAAGAAUGGCUGAAGGUGAAUGGAAGAUCCGAGUACCCGGCCUCCCCAGGGUUCCGAUUCCGCUCGCGGAGGGAGGACGCAAGAACUACAUUCUAUACAGAAUCGGGGACGAACUCCCGGAAGUCGAUUCAGAGUUCUCGAAACCGAGAUUUGACACAGCUCUAAGUCAGUUUCUCCCUUCCCUCACCGCCGAGAGGCGUCUCUCGUCGGUCUCCGCGGCGACGAGGAGGAGUUAGUCACACUAGAAGCACAGGCAAACACACGUUGUUACUUUUAGUGGAACAGCCGUGACGUUGAGCUCGGUCGGUCUCAAAAACCGUCGAAUCAAGAACCAUGACCGAAUAUCGUCAGCGGGCGGAAACCGUAGAUUUGAAUGAGAACGUGCCCGCCCUGAUAAUCGAGAUCUCGGACGCACUUAGUGAACGGGACAAGGUGAAGUUUACCGUUCGAACGAAGAGCACUCUUUCCGUGUUCGAUAAACCCGAGCUGUCAGUGGUCCGACAGCAUGAAGAGUUCGUCUGGCUGCACACCAUGCUCGAAGAGAACGAGCAUUACGCCGGUUACAUCAUUCCCCCAGCCCCGCCUCGACCGAACUUCGAUGCUUCUCGGGAGAAGCUCCAACGUCUCGGUGAGUCCGAAAGCAUCAUGACAGUUGAGGAGUUCAACAAACUCAAGGCCGAACUCGAGUCUGAGUAUCUCGCUACUUUCAAGAAGACUGUCGCAAUGCACGAGAAGUUCCUCCAGCGGCUGGCGAAUCACCAAGUCUUCCGUGACGACCGAAAUCUUCACGUGUUUCUGAGCUACGCUCAAGAUCUAUCGGUUCGGGGCAAAAACAAGAAAGAACGGCUGGCAGGCCUGUUCUCGUCGCUCGGGAAGUCCGCCGACGGUCUACUGUUGCAGACAACUCAGAAAGACAUCGACGACUCGUUCGAAGUGGAGAAGACUUUCUUGACCCGCUAUUUCGAACAACUCAAGGAGGCGAGGACCAAAGCCGACAAGGUGACAAACGCUCAGAAGAACCUGGCCAGGAGUUACAUCAGGGUAUCAACAGCCUUAGCAGAACAGGUCCCGCUUGAGAUGAACAACGAUUUGGAACGAUUUGUUCCGAACUUCAUCGAAUUUCUCGAGGCCGCGAGGAAGAUCGAAGGCCGAAAGGGUACCGAUUUCGACCUCAAACUUUCCGAUACACUGCGAUAUUACCAGAGAGAUUCAGGUGCGGCGAAAGAUCUCUUGUAUCGCAGACUUAGGGCCUUGGCUAAUUUCGAGGGAACGAACCGAGCGCUCGAGAAAGCCCGCAUCAAAAACAAGGACGUGAUCCACGCUGAAGAACUACAGAAGUUCGCUUGUGAGAAGUUCGAGGACAUCAGCACGCAAGCCAAACAGGAACUGAAGGACUUCCGGAGCAGACGGGUUCGGUACUUCAAGAAGUCGUGCAUUGAUCUCGCUGAGCUACAAUUGAAACACUGCAACGCGGAAAUUUCCCUCCUGAGAGAAACGAUAGGAAAGAUGAAGAUCCACAUCGUUGAGCAACAUUCCUAGAUGGGCGUUGACCGUGGUUCAUGGAUCCCGUGGGGAUUAAUAGCGGAGGGCGUCUGUGGCGCGUGACAGAGCCCGAAAGCUUUCAAAGCUAGUCAAAGUCGACAGUCCAUCCGGACUCGUUCUCAAAACUGAAAUAAAGUACAGAUCGAGACGAGCUCCAGAUUUUCUUCGAAAGAUCUCUAUCUGGAGCGGACUCGGCCGUCUAUACGACUAUAUCAAGCAGCGGAGGUUCGUCUCUACCCCAAUUCCGCGUAUCGACGCUCGCAUAUCGGGCAUCUUUUUUAUACAAUAAUUGUAAUUUAUUUGGAGAUAACGCGAUUUUUGUCGGUGAAUAAAAAAACGGAAGAUGGCUUACGCACCAGACUCCGAGCCCCUGCGGAGCUCCU